ACGCGGCACUAGCUCUGGAGCUAUAGUGAGAUCAGUGGUACGCGGUAUACGCAGCCUAGCGGUACGGUACGCGUACGAUAUACAUGUGUGAGUUGCAGUGGUAGUGAUAUUGGAGCUGGGAAAAAUUCCACAACUUCCAGUGCUGGCAGUGGUUAUCAGAGGGUAAAAGAAGGAUAUUAGACAGCAGCCAUGGCAACCCUGAAAGUCAUCCAGACUAGGCUGAAAUCCAUCAAGAAUAUCCAGAAGAUUACCAAGUCCAUGAAGAUGAUAGCCGCAGCCCGUUAUGCUAAGGCAGAGAAGGAGCUCAAACCAGCCAGAUCGUAUGGAGUCGGGGCUACAGCUUUGUAUGAGAAGGCGGAGCUUGAGCCUGACACAGAGAAGCCUGAGCAUCUCCUGAUUGCAAUCUCCAGCGAUCGGGGUCUCUGUGGUGGCAUCCACAGCAGUAUCACCAAAGCCAUUCGGGCCUCAGUCGACCAGAAACUUGAAGGGAUCAACUCCAGGAUUGUUUGUGUCGGCGACAAAGUUCGUUCUCAGCUGUCCAGGUCACACAAAGAGAAUGUAGCUCUGUCCGUGAAUGAGUAUGGGCGGAAGCCCCCAACCUUUGUCGAAGCAUCCAAAAUUGCACAGGAGAUCUUGAAUCUUGGCGAAUUUGACUCUGGAGAAAUUUACUUCAAUAAAUUCAGAUCUGUUGUUUCAUAUCGUACAACCACACAGCCUCUGGUGUCAUUUGAGACUCUUAAAGGAGCAGACAACAUGUCUGUUUACGAUGAUGUAGACGAGGACAUCUUGAAAAACUACAAUGAGUUCCAGUUAGUUAGCAUCCUGUAUUAUUGCAUGAUGGAAAGUAACUGUAGCGAGCAGAGCUCACGUAUGACAGCUAUGGACAGUGCCACCAAGAAUGCUGGUGAAAUGAUCGACAAAUUGACGCUUCAAUUCAACCGUACCAGACAGGCUGUCAUCACCAGGGAACUCAUCGAGAUCAUCUCUGGUGCCUCUGCUUUGUAAUCCAGUGUUUGCUUAAAUAGAGAAAUUAAAUUGCUUGAACAGUGGAUGCUGGAUAAGGUGUAUCUCCAGAAUGUUUCUGUAUGAUGUUUUAGGUUGUUAAUGUAACAGGCCUGUAGGAUGAGAAUGACAAAUUCAAACAGUAAUUUAACCUGGGAACACAAAUCUUCACAUAAAAAGUUAAAUCCUAAAUCUGUCAGAUAUUCAUGAAAAUAUUUUUCUGUCACUGCAAUGAAAAAAAAUUGCAGAAGGGUGGAGAACAAAACCCACAAACAUGUAUUUUACAUGAUGUUUUAGAAAUUUCAUUCCCAUGUGCAUCAUUUUAACUAGUCCACAAGUGCCCUUUAUACAUGUACUUGAUAUAUUAUUUCCACAGUGGUCUGCCAUAUAUAGAAGACCAACUGGGAAUGCCCCAUGGAACUAUUUAUCCAAAAACUACAACAUGCUGGUAAUACCAACUGGUUUUGUUAUGUCAAAUGUGCUCACUCAAGACCUCCAUAAUCUAGGGUGAACAAGAGUAAAUCUGGGUUUCAGGGUUGAUUUUUCAUAUAGGUGUAUAUCCCAAGUGAGUUUAAACAGCCAUGGACCAUUGCAGAUUUUGCUUUUGUAAUGUGUUCUUUUUUUAGCACGGUGAAUACUGAUUUAGUUUUUAGGUGCUCGGUAGUGCAGCAAUUAUUGGGAUAAAAUGCUGAUGUCAAUACACAACAAGGCCUAGACAGAGAGAAUAGGACUCCUGUGCACUGCUUGCAAGUGGCAGACAGGGUAUCACUCAAUGCACUUGUACAUGUGCCCACUCCCUUUGUCCACAAAGUUUGUUUCUAGUCAAAAUCCCAAAACAUGAAAAAUUAAUUGAAGAGGUUUCUUUAUUCCUACCCUAAAACUAAGUCACUGUUAACCACUUGCCGCUGGGGAGCCCAGUUUCGGGCAUGUAUUCCUUAUAUGUGUAGCCGGGGUCUCUGACAUCAGACAGAGGGAACUUGGCCUUGUAACAAAAACGUACUUGUAACAAAAGAGUAGGCUGCUAGGGAUUACCAACAUUUUUUUCAC
Molecule: messenger RNA, 2049 nt
Organism: Acanthaster planci (crown-of-thorns starfish)
Lineage: Eukaryota; Metazoa; Echinodermata; Asteroidea; Valvatida; Acanthasteridae
Gene: atp5f1c
Product: ATP synthase F1 subunit gamma
Biological process (GO): proton motive force-driven ATP synthesis
Molecular function (GO): proton-transporting ATP synthase activity, rotational mechanism
Source: RefSeq, a predicted model, not a curated record